UUCGAUCGUUCUCUGGUGGUCGUCAUCGUCGUCGACGUCUCGCUGAAUGGGUUUCCCUCGUGCGUGUUCCUCUCCCGUGAUGCUGCUGCCUGCGCUUGGUCCAGCUCAUCUUCGUUCGGUUCACUCGUGACAGGAACGAUUAGCCGUUCGUCAAAUUCCCUGUCGUUUGUAAUUCGUGUUUCGUUGAUCGAAUCUUUUGGCGCUUUGUGAUAAAAGAGAAGUGAAAAAGGUAUCCCUGGGCAGAUCUAUUAAAAGAAAAAAAAAAAAAGAAAAGAAAAAAUAAAACAAAAGAGAGAGAGAGAGAAAGAGGGAGAAGGAGAGAGAGAGAGAGAGAGAGAGGAAGAAAAGAAAAAGGAAAAAGAAGAAAAGAGAAAGGUUGCAGAAUGAUGCCGCAGUCUAUUUCGAAAGGACUCGCCUCGAAAGAGAAAAUUCAAUGGGGAAAAGAAGACGUCAUUCUUAGGGAUAUCGUUGAAGAAUAUUUUGGGAUGGUAUAUAUUAACGGGGACGAGCAAUAAAACGGGACGUUUUUGACGGAGGUAUUUGUUCAUUUGCAUGAUCAAGAGAAAAAGAGGAAGAGAGAGAAAAAAAAGACAAGAGAGGGAAGAAAAGAAAGAGAGAAACAGAGAAAAAGAGAGGGAGAGAGAGAAAGAGAAAGAGAGAGAGAGAGAGAGAGAGAGAGAGAGAGAGAGAGAGAGGAAGAGGGAGAGGGAGAGGGAGAGAGCUACAUGAGAUCACAUUUAAAUUGACGAGGCUACACAUGUGUAUGAGGUGAAUGUUAGUUUACAUUUUAUAUACUUAUUCGUUCUAAACGUGUUGAUCCUAUAAUCGAGAUGCAAUCGUACAAUCAAUUAAUCGUCUCUCUUACAAUUAGAAUACUUUAGAUUCGUCCUAUCGAGUUUAAUGGUGUUUUAUAUAUAGUUAUAGAUCAUCCUUAUCAUGUUACUGAAUACAGUGAAUAAGAUAACGUCGACACGGGGUUAAACUUGGCUUGUAUAAUUACAAAGCGUUACAUAAUUUGUUAGGAGAGCUCCUGAAGUAGUUCGAGCGAAUAGUAAGAGAGAGUGACGAAUGAUCUCGUGUCUUUCUCUCUUUUACUCUCUCUCUCUCUCUCCCUCUCUCUCUCACACACAUGCACACGCACAUAUACAUGUCUUUCUCUCUUUAUUUAUCUAUAUAUAUCCCUCUAUCACGUAUUUAAAAAGAAGAAUUUGUUUUCUCGAGUUCAGAAGGUGAUUAGCAAAUUUUUGUUAUCGUGAUUGACAAUAAAAUGCAACCUAAAGUCUCUCUGUUUCAUCGUAUGUCGUUUAAAUCGAAUUCGAAGAAAUUUUAAUAAAAAAAAAAAAAAAAAAAAAAAAAAAAAAAAAAAAAAAAAAAAAAUCAGAUCGAUUGUUUAUAAAAUCGUAUAUAUACGUAUAUAUGUAUGUACGUGAAAUUCAGGGUUGUGUAUUAACGAGGCAGUACAAAGAAAUUAAAAAAUGAAGAAUUCAUUAAUCGACGCAACUUGUAUGUGUCAAUUGUUGUUCGAUUGAAUUUCAAUGAAAGCUUUUUAAUGAAAAUAGAAACGUAAAUAAGUAAAUUAAAAAGAGAAGAAAAGUUUCUUCGUAAAUUAAAAGGCGUGUAAUAUAUCGGUGAUUCGUUUAAAUGUAAAAAAGAAAAAAAAAGAAAAAGAAAGAAAAAAAAGAGGAAAGAAAAGAGAAAGAGAAAAAACGGGUUUAUUAUCGUGAAUGGGAUUCGAUGAGAACGUGUACGUCAAAAUCAAAUUAUCGUCGUACGAGAUUCGAUUGAAGUGGAGAAGGAAAAGAAAGAGCUAUCAGAUCUAUAGACGUCUGUUUAUAAAGUCAUCUUCGAGAUCCACCUUUAACCAUAGGGACAAAAACAGCGAGCGGCAGAAGGAGGCGAAGCCUCCCGCCGCCGAAAAAAUGUCCAAUUCUCUAAUCGUAUAUAAAUAAAGCAGACUACGGCAGAAAAUCAACGACAUCAUUUUAACUUACCACGAGGCGCGUUAAUUAAAAUCUUCGGUUGUACAUGAACAGAAAGUUUAAUGGAAAUCCGUGGAAUAACUGUAUAAACAUAAAGAGAGAACUGGAUCUAGACUAUUUGGAGAGGAGGGGCGGUGAGACAAUAAGCUGUGAAAACUUGGAAAACGGAUCGAAAGAGGAGGAAAGCCCGGCAGACAGUCUGGAUCGAGUUAAGGUCGUUUUCCUCGGGGCACCUGGCGUGGGAAAGUCCAGUAUAAUUCGACAAUUCGUUUGGAGCGAAUUCUCGGAGGAAUACAGGCCCACUGAAAAACGUGAGACGUUUUACCCGAGCGUUGUACUAGCCGAUCGAUUGUACGAAUUGAAAAUCACAGAUCUACCAACGAUUCCGUUCUUUCCUGUGAGUUCACACCUGGAAUGGACGGAUUUCCGUUAUUAUGGACUACGAAGCGCCACCGCCUACGUUCUAGUAUUCGAUCUGAGCAAUCAGGAGACUUUUCAAUAUAUCAGAAAAUUACGCGAACAGAUCUACGAGGCACGGGACAUGAGAGGUGUACCUCUUUUAGUGGUUGGCAAUAAACAAGAUGAGCUCUCAAGCAGUGUAGCUUCCGGUACAAGGUACAGGGAUAUCGUCAAUCUCGUACGAAAGCAUUGGAGAUGCGGUUACGUUGAGUGCAGCGCAAGAUUCAACUGUCGUGUCGUACAGGUUUUUCGAGAAUUAAUGAAGAGUAUUCAAGCCGUAGAAGGAAGACCGCCAUCGCCAAUACCUGCACCGUCAUCGCAGCCUUUGCGUUCUCAUCAGCAUGACAACACCGAGAAAUGCAUUCUUCUCUGACACUGAGAUCACAUAAUGGACGUACUCGAUCUUUGCGAUCGCAUUUUAGCGAAGAACUGCUUCUUCUCCGACUCAAAGAAAGAUUCACAUUGAUUUACUUCGUUAUUCCUUUUUUUUUUAGUUUUUGAAUCUUUUAUUUAUUAUUAGCCUUUCGUAAAUGUUCCCUCAUUGUUGGAUUAUCUCUCAAAAAAAGUUCAUCAUCGUGUUCAUCGUUGUUUACAUUCGUCGAAUGUUGAAACAGUAGAGUUGGUAACAACUCAAUGGACCUCAAUUAAGUUUAUUGGUUCAAACCGGAAAUUUGCUUUCGUAUCUGACAGAUUCCAAUUAAAAGUAAUACAUCUUGACUUUCAUUUUCGACAACACGAAUUGGAUAACUUUCAUUUAAUCGACAAAUUAUCUGCCUUUCCUUUAUUACGUUCUUCUUUCAUAUUACUCGAGCGUGUGAUAUCAUUGUGAUAAUCAAACAUUUCACGAUGCGUUAAUCUUACAAGUUACUCGCUCGUCAAUUUAAGAAAUUGUUCGUUUCUUGUGAGCAUCCAGUUGAAUGACAUAUUGUAUUUUAAUCUUUGACGUUAGAGUUUUCAUACACACAUAGAGAGAGAGAGAGAGAGAGAGAGAAAGGAAUAGAAUGUUAAUAGAUAAAAAGCAAUGAUAGAGUACGUACUAGUCAAAAUUUGAGCAAUUGAAAAUGAACGUGCGUGUUAAUUAUCGUAACACGGAAAACUUCAAAAUACAAUUAUUGUUAAACGAUUCAAUGAAAACAAUACCAUAUUUCCGAAUUGAUUAAAUCAAUCAUAUGUGACUAUGAUAUACAAGUUGAUCAAAAAAUUUUUAGAUGAUUUUAAAGAUCAAUUAUUUUUUUUUUCGAAACUUUGUGAACUAAUGUUUGUUUCCGAUUGUAAAUGAGUUCCUAGGCUUACAGUUUUACAAUCUUAAAAUAAAAAUUAAUCUAAGAAGUCUCGUAAAAAAAUAAUAGAUUCUUAAAAUCACCUAAGAAGUUUUGACCCGCCUAGGAACUUUUGGCCCACCCUGUAUAACGCGUGCAAUUAAUUCUUGAUUACAUACACAAACACGUAUACAUAUAUAUAUAUAUAUAUAUAUAUAUAUACAUAGGCAGACACAGGAAUAUAUACGUAUAUACAUGUGUGCACGAUAGGAAUAAAUGUACAGCAAUUUUGAGAAAAUUUUUUGCUGACUGGAUGUUAAGCAAUAUGUACACGAAUCAUUUUACAAAUGUUACUCAAGUUGGUCUUUCUACAGACCUUUACGUUAGCUCAAGUUGUGAAAAGUAAAUUGCGAAAAAAAAUAUUAUAGAAGCUCGUAAAAAAAACGCACACACACA
Vespa crabro (European hornet) is the source of this 4153-nucleotide messenger RNA. Its product is annotated as ras-like protein family member 10B. The transcript has 6 exons. The record is from RefSeq and is a predicted model, not a curated record. Gene Ontology annotation, molecular function: GTP binding; GTPase activity. The coding region runs from base 2026 to 2811 and encodes 261 amino acids. Lineage: Eukaryota; Metazoa; Arthropoda; Insecta; Hymenoptera; Vespidae.